AUGAGGUGCCAGCCCGGAACUUCUCGAAGGAAAAAUACUUUCUGGUUUUGUAACAAGACUUAUCUUGCAGAUCGGUUACUAAAAGAUAUACUAAAAGUGGGAGCUCAAAAUGGCUUUGGACAUCGUUUAGAGCAUCUAUGGACUCCAGUCGGGGCGAAAAGAGUUUCCAUCUCUCAUGGAUUUGAUUUAAACAAAUAUAACACUUUCUCGAUGCUGCCAAGGGAUAUAAGCCAGCAUAUACUUUAUGAUUUGGUCUAUUCACAAUUACUAGAUGUCCCAUACUAUAUGCGUUUAGGGAUUGCGCUCAACAGAAUACCCAGGGCCGUAGUUAACGACAGUUGGAUGGGGGGUGUCUCUUCACAGGGUUCAUCUAUGUUACUGUCUCUGUUAAUUUAUCUUAAAGAUUGGAAGAACCUUCAAUCGCUGAAUUUUUAUUUCUGUGAUCUAAUUCGGAAAAAGGUCUCCAUCAGAUCAGUG
Striga asiatica is the source of this 477-nucleotide messenger RNA. The record is from the annotation of a GenBank genome assembly. Lineage: Eukaryota; Viridiplantae; Streptophyta; Magnoliopsida; Lamiales; Orobanchaceae.